This is a messenger RNA of Recurvomyces mirabilis, 1629 nucleotides long. RefSeq lists its product as uncharacterized. The record is from RefSeq and is a predicted model, not a curated record. Gene Ontology annotation, cellular component: membrane; cytoplasm. Bases 1 to 1629 code for a protein of 542 amino acids. The transcript has a single exon. Gene Ontology annotation, biological process: steroid metabolic process. Gene Ontology annotation, molecular function: Delta24(24-1) sterol reductase activity; FAD binding. Lineage: Eukaryota; Fungi; Ascomycota; Dothideomycetes; Mycosphaerellales; Teratosphaeriaceae.
AUGAACGGAGAGCUCAUAUCCCACGAGAGCACUUCAAAGUGGAUGAGCAAGUGGACGAACAGUAUCCCACAGCCUGACGGCACGAUAGAUUUGCUUCAUGAGCACCGCAAAGCAGUGGCAAACGUCGCAGCAAGUGUCCGAAGCUUCCACGACCGUGGCGAAAAGUUCCGCAUCUACCAUGGCUCGACGAACAGCACACGAAAGUCGGCGAUGGGCCGCGACGCAAACACCGUAGUCGACACGAGCCAAUUGAACAAGGUUCUGCUAGUUCAUGCUGAUGAAGAUACACCCUAUGCUCUCGUGCAGCCGAAUGUCCCCAUGGAUCGCCUGGUCGAGGAGACAUUGAAGUACAACCUCAUACCACCAGUUGUUAUGGAGUUUCCAGGAAUCACUGUGGGUGGUGGCUACGCUGGUACUUCUGGAGAAUCAAGCUCGUUCAAGCAUGGCUUCUUCGAUCAGACUCUGGAUCAAAUCGAGAUUGUUUUGGCUAAUGGCGAUGUCGUUACGUGCUCGGAAGACGAACAUCGAGAUCUAUUUCGUGGUGCGGCUGGAGCUGUUGGCACGCUCGGCGUGACGACGUUGGUCAGGCUUCGACUCAGGAAGGCGUGCAAGUAUGUGGAGACGACAUAUCAUCCUGUGAAGGGUGGCAUGGACGAAGCAAUGGCGAAGCUGAAGCUCUUCACCAACCGACCAGACGAGGUAGACUAUCUUGAUGGGAUUAUGUUCUCCAAGACUCGAGGGGCAAUCAUUACUGGUCGUCUGACGGACAAUCCAACACCAGGCAUACCAGUACAGCGCUUUAGCGCUCCCGGCGAUCCGUGGUUCUAUCUCCAUGUGCAAGACAAGAUCGGCAAUCACAGCGAGUCAGCUUCUGAGGCUGUGCCCCUACCUGAGUAUCUCUUCCGCUACGAUCGAGGCGGGUUUUGGGUCGGCGCCGCUGCUUUCGACUACUUCAAACCAUUACCUUUCAACAGCUUCACAUGCUGGUUUCUAGAUGACUUCUUACAUACCCGGAUGCUGUACAAUGCACUCCAUAGCAGUGGACAAUCUGAAAGGCUUAUCGUGCAGGACUUAGCGCUCCCUUAUGCCACCGCAAAGGACUUCGUCGACUUCACAGACUCUCGUUUCAACAUAUACCCGCUGUGGCUGUGCCCGCUCAAGCAAAGUGUGUUGCCGACAAUGCAUCCUCAUCUGAAUGAAAAGGAGUCUGAUGGUACGACUCUCAAGCCAAUGCUCAAUGUUGGCCUCUGGGGCCUUGCGCCGCCAGAACACAAAGCCUUCCUGGAAGCAAAUCGCGAGCUGGAGGCAAAGUUGCUGGAACUAGGAGGCAUGAAGUGGUUGUACGCGCAGACGUACUACACAGAAGAGGAGUUCUGGUCUCAAUUCGACAAGUCGUCCUACGACGCAUUGCGCGACAAGUAUCAUGCCAGCAGUCUAGCUACCGUCUACGAAAAGGUCCACGUGAAGCACGGGAAAGGUGGUUCUGACGAGGAGCUCGAUAAGACCUGGACACAGUUGCUAUUCGACAUGUGGCCAGUCAGUGGUCUUUAUGGUCUUACGAAGUCUAUCGAGAGUCGUGAGUACAUGAAGGCUCGCGAUGCCACAUGGAAGCACUGGGUACCACGAUGA